UCGUCUCCAGCUGUUACGGUAAUAAGAAACUGCUGUUCCUCAGCUGAUAUGAGGCAUCCAUCCCCCCUGCAGAAUCAGACUGUUAAGGAUAGAGCCCACCGCCUCACUCUCAGUCUAGGAGAACAACACCAAUGAUCAAAGAUCCAAUAUGUUAGACAAUGACGAGUACAGGUUGGAGACUUCCCCACGGGAACUCAUGCAGAACCCGCUCAGGAAGAUCUGGAUGCCGUACAGGAACGGACACAUAGCUCAGAGACGGGUGUGUAUGACAAAUUGCCCGACCGUCAUCGUGACUGUCGGACUUCCAGCCCGAGGGAAGACUUACAUCUCAAAGAAGCUGACGCGAUACUUGAACUGGAUAGGUGUGCCAACCAAAGAGUUCAACGUCGGCCAGUAUCGCAGAGAGUGUCUGAAGAUCUACAAGUCCUUCGAAUUUUUCCGUCCAGAUAAUGAAGAAGGUUUAAAAAUCAGGCGGCAAUGCGCCAUGGCAGCUCUGAAUGAUGUCCGACAGUACCUGAGUGUAGAAGGAGGACAGGUGGCGGUCUUUGAUGCUACAAACACAACAAGAGAGAGGAGAGGGACCAUUGUCAAGUUUGCUGAGCAGAAUGGGUAUAAGGUGUUUUUUGUGGAGUCUGUGUGCGAGGACCCAGAUGUUAUCGCGCAAAAUAUUGUGCAAGUGAAGCUGUGCAGCCCAGACUACAUCGACUGUAACACAGAGGAGGCCAUUGAGGACUUUAUGAAGAGGAUCAAGUGUUACGAGUCAUCCUACCAGCCUCUAGACGAGGAUCUCGAUAGGGAUCUAUCCUACAUAAAGAUCAUGGACGUAGGUCGACGUUACCUGGUGAACCGCGUCAUGGACCACAUCCAAAGCCGAAUAGUCUACUACCUGAUGAACAUCCACAUUACACCACGCUCCAUCUACCUGUGCCGUCAUGGGGAGAGUGACCUCAACAUCAAGGGGCGCAUCGGGGGAGAUUCUGGCCUUUCUGCUAGAGGAAAAGAGUACGCCAAAAGACUGAGGAAAUUCAUCCAGGAGCAGAAAAUCAAAGAUCUCAAAGUGUGGACGAGCCAGAUGAAAAGGACGAUCCAGACAGCAGAAUGCCUCGGAGUCCCCUAUGAGCAGUGGAAGUCUCUCAAUGAAAUUGAUGCUGGUGUCUGUGAGGAGAUGAUGUAUGAGGAGAUCCAGGAGCAUUACCCUCUGGAGUUUGCACUGAGAGACCAGGACAAGUACCGCUACCGCUACCCUAAAGGAGAAUCUUAUGAAGACCUGGUUCAGCGACUGGAGCCUGUGAUCAUGGAGCUGGAGAGGCAGGAGAACAUUCUGGUUGUUUGUCAUCAGGCUGUCAUGCGCUGUCUUCUGGCAUAUUUCCUGGACAAGACGGCAGAAGAGUUGCCUUAUCUGAAGUGCCCUUUGCACACUGUGCUGAAGUUGACCCCCAUGGCUUAUGGAUGUAAAGUGGAGUCCGUGUAUUUAGGCGUGGAGUCUGUGAACACACACAGAGACAAACCAGAGAGUAUAAAUCUUUGACAUGGCAGAAGCAGCCGUGUUCAGUCUCCAUCUACCUGUGAUCACUCAAGGCAGCCCGACAACUGUGACUUCACUUAGCAAUGACACUCCUACCUCCAUCCUGACUUUCUCUCUCCAUUUUUACCCUCAGUGGCAGCAGAAAUUGGAGGCAUCAUGCUGUUUAUUUUUUACACUUUGGUCUUUUCCUACAAUGACCCUGAGAGCUCAACACACCGAAACUUGAGAAAGCGCAGGGAUAAAUAAAAGCAAAUUUGGUGAUUCGAAAUGAAUAAUCAAAAGUGAGGAAAAUAACCCCAAUUAAGAAAAGAUGCUGUGAGUCGUAAGAAAUGUAAUCUAAAUGAGUUAAUUUCUGUUUUUCAUAACAUUAAUUGCGUGAUUUAUGAUUUGUUAGUGGUUAUUGUAAACUGUGAUGUUAACUUUUAAUCCCUUAGUCCAUAACUUGUCUUUACCAUUAACUAAGCUUAUCAAAGUAACAGGUAAAAAUCAAACAAUAUAGAUACCCAUUUCAGUAUCACAGCAACAAAGAUAAUUUCUUGAUUUAAUUAUGAAAAUACAGGCAAACUCCAGCACACUGUGUGAAUGCACUAAUAUGUUUCCAGUGAAUUAGUGUUCCUUAUCUUGAAGGUAGACUUUAGUUAAAAAAAAAAAAAAAGCAUUUGGUAUUGAAAGGUACCAGACUUUUGGCAGCUUUACUACUGACAGAUAAAAUAUUUAUAAAUGACCUCAUCAUAGUUAACUCGCCUCUCCAGACAUUUUCAGUACUUUGACUGUCCCUGAGGAUUUCUGUUGGUUCAUUUAGUUUUCUGACUCCCAGUAUUGCUAUGGGUGGUUGUGUUUUCUUUAUUUACAGUGUUUUUUUUCUUUUUGUCAGAUGGGUGAUGAUGUUUUUCUGUGCUUUCUUCAGUUUUUCACUAUUUACAGAUGUUUUGUGUAACUACAGAGCAGUCCAGCUUCAUGUUUUCAACAGUUUCAAUAUCGUUCUAACUCUACAUGGCUGGUAUUUUGCUUCAUCACUGUGUGUGCUUGUUUGUGUGUGUGUGUGUGUGACAGAAUAAAUAGGACAGUGAUUGAAUUAUUUUACAUGAGAACAAGCACAUUCAAAAUGAUCUUUUUUUCCCAUAAUUAAAAACCAUAGAGAAUUAAAAAAUACAUGCAUUUGAUUACAAACGUGAUCUUGAUAUGUUUUUUGUAUGAACAUGAACUCAUCAAUCCGUGUGUUAUACAAUCUUGAUUAUUUUUAACUUGUGUUUACAUGUGACGUUAUAUUAAACAUCAAUUGUUUCUUUUUUUCUCUUUUUUUGACUGCUUUCAUACCAGUAAUAUUAUGCCUUAGUUAUCCUUUGUUUUUUAUCUAAAUACGAAGGAUGCUUUACUUAGUCUUAGAUGUUCAUGUUCAUCAUAGAAUCAUCUCUUACAUUGUUCACUGUUUUUUCUUAAACAAAUGCAUAAAUAAUUAAACAAAAUGUGACAUUUUUA
Messenger RNA from Cheilinus undulatus (humphead wrasse), 3004 nucleotides. RefSeq names its product 6-phosphofructo-2-kinase/fructose-2,6-biphosphatase 4b (gene pfkfb4b). Gene Ontology annotation, biological process: fructose metabolic process; fructose 2,6-bisphosphate metabolic process. The record is from RefSeq and is a predicted model, not a curated record. Bases 149 to 1528 code for a protein of 459 amino acids. Gene Ontology annotation, cellular component: cytosol. Gene Ontology annotation, molecular function: 6-phosphofructo-2-kinase activity; fructose-2,6-bisphosphate 2-phosphatase activity; ATP binding. The transcript is spliced from 14 exons. NCBI's taxonomy places the organism in Eukaryota, Metazoa, Chordata, Actinopteri, Labriformes, Labridae.